Diabrotica virgifera virgifera (western corn rootworm) is the source of this 277-nucleotide messenger RNA. Its product is annotated as 40S ribosomal protein S12-like. The transcript has a single exon. Bases 56 to 277 code for a protein of 73 amino acids. Gene Ontology annotation, cellular component: ribosome; cytosolic small ribosomal subunit. Gene Ontology annotation, biological process: translation. Lineage: Eukaryota; Metazoa; Arthropoda; Insecta; Coleoptera; Chrysomelidae. The record is from RefSeq and is a predicted model, not a curated record. Gene Ontology annotation, molecular function: structural constituent of ribosome.
UGUCAAUCGCCAAUUCUUUUCUUUGAAAACUUCAGUAGAAACUCAAACAACCAAAAUGUCUGAUAACGAAGUUGAUGAUGCACCCCCAGCCCCACAAGUUCAAUCUAGUUGUCCCAUGGACGUAAACCAAGCACUCCAAGAAGUCUUGAAAACAGCCCUUAUUCAUGAUGGAGUUGUUCACGCUUUGCAUGAGGCUGCUAAAGCUUUAGAUAAAAGACAAGCUGUACUUUGUUUGCUCGCUGAAAACUGUGACGAACCUAUAUAUAAGAAACAUUAG